Vicia villosa (hairy vetch) is the source of this 3836-nucleotide messenger RNA. RefSeq names its product disease resistance protein RPV1-like. Gene Ontology annotation, molecular function: protein binding; ADP binding. Gene Ontology annotation, biological process: signal transduction; defense response. Lineage: Eukaryota; Viridiplantae; Streptophyta; Magnoliopsida; Fabales; Fabaceae. The transcript has 7 exons. The record is from RefSeq and is a predicted model, not a curated record. The coding region runs from base 261 to 3650 and encodes 1129 amino acids.
UGGAAACUAAAGUGCACCAACCAAGUAUAUAUCUGGUGAGGAAUGGAUAAUGAUAAAGCGGCUGUCAUUACGCGGAAUCCUCCUUCGUUGACUUUCCUUCUUACAAUCUGUUAGAAUAUUAAUUCGUCUUCCUUCAAAAGACGGACUCAAUGAACUAGUUUUUGCAUCAAAUUUUUGCAUGCUUCAACGAACUGAGACAAGUUGGAUUAGAACUCAGAUAUUUCAGUUUGAGGCAAGGAACUGAACCUUCCAAUUCUUCCAUGGAUAAUAAUCACACGCAAAGCCGUAGAUAUAGAUAUGACGUGUUUAUCAGUUUCAGAGGUCCUGACACGCGCAACACUUUUGUUGAUCAUCUUUAUGCUCACCUAACAAGAAAUGGUAUUUUCGCUUUCAUGGAUGAUAAAAGGCUCGAGAAAGGAGAUUCCCUUUCGUCGCAACUUCUUCAAGCUAUACAUAAUUCACGGAUUUCUAUUGUUGUCUUCUCUGAAACAUAUGCCGAGUCCAAGUGGUGUUUGGAAGAGAUGGCUACUAUUGCUGAAUGUCAUAAAGAAUUCAAUCAAAAAGUAUUUUCUGUUUUUUAUGAUGUCGAUCCAUCUCAUGUACGACAUCAAUCUGGGGUGUACCAAAACGCCUUUGAUUUUUACCGGAUGAGAUUCGAAGGUGAUCAGAUUAAAGUUGUGAGGUGGACGAAUGCUAUGAAGGUUUUAGCUGACUCAGUCGGUUGGGAUGUCAGGAACAAGCCAGAGUUUAUAGAGAUUGAAACAAUUGUUCAAGCAGUAAUAAAAUCUUUGAAUCAUAAAUUCUCAGGGUUAAGCAGCGAUCUUGUUGGGAUGCAACCUCGUGUAGAAGAAUUAGAAAAGAUUCUUAAAUUGAACUCAAAAGAUGAUGAUUUUCGAAUUUUGGGAAUUUGGGGGAUGGGUGGAGUAGGAAAGACAACUCAUGCCACUGUUUUGUACGACAGAAUCUCUUAUCGGUUUGAUGCUCGUUGUUUUAUUAAUAACACAAGCAAACUUUAUAAGGAUGGUGGUAUUGUUGCUGUUCAAAGACAAAUUCUUCGACAAACUCUAGACGAAAGAAAUCUUGACUCAUACGAUAUUUGGGAAAUUUCCAAGAUUAUGAUAACUAGGCUUUACAGUUGCACCAAUGUUCUUCUAGUUCUUGACAAUGUUGAUCAAUUUGACCAAUUGCGGGAAUUACGUAUAAAUCCUAAAUUACUUGGGAGUGGCAGUAGAAUAAUCAUAACCACAAGGGAUGAGCAUAUACUACGAGUAUAUGGAGCAGAUAAAAUUCACAAAGUUCCACUGUUGAAUAGUAAUGAUGCUUCUGAACUUUUUCUUAGAAAUGCCUUCAAAGGUGAAGAGCAAAGCAGCAAUUGUGUUGAGUUGAUUCCAGAGAUACUAAAAUAUGCUCAAAAUCUUCCAUUAGCAAUUAAAGUAGUUGGCUCUUUUUUGUGUACUCGAGAUGCUACUCAGUGGAGAGAUGCUUUGGAUAGAUUGAAGAACAAUCCAGACAAUAAAGUUAUGGAAGUGCUCCAGAUGAGUGUUGAUGGACUACAACACGAGGAGAAGGAAAUAUUUCUGCACAUUGCUUGUUUUUUUAAAGGGGAGAGGGAAGAUUAUGUAAAGAGAAUUCUAGAUGCAUGUGGAUUAUACCCUCACAUAGGACUUCAAAGAGUCAUUGAGAAGUCACUCAUUACCAUUAAAAACCAAGAGAUUCAUAUGCAUGAUAUGUUACAAGAACUGGGAAAGAAAAUUGUUCGGCACAGCUUUCUCGAAAACCCAGUGUCAUGGAGUAGAUUAUGGCGAUACAAUGAUUUCUCUCUUGUCUUGAAGACAAAAAUGGGAACAAACAAUAAUGUUAAAGCUAUCGUUCUGGAUCAAAAGAAAAAUUUCUCCAAAUGCAGGGCUGAAGGAUUUUCAAAUAUGAGCAACCUUGUACUUCUCAUGUUGUAUCAUAACAACUUUUCAGGAAAUUUGGAUUUUCUUUCCAACAACUUGCGCUAUCUUUUGUGGCAUGGAUACCCUUUUACUUCUUUGCCGUCAAAUUUUGAGCCAGAUUAUCUUGUGGAAUUGAAUAUGCCUGAUAGUAGCAUUCAACGAUUGUGGGAAGGUCGCAAGGAACUACCUAAUUUGAAAAGGAUGGAUUUGAGCAACUCCAAGUAUCUUAUAGAGACUCCAAUGUUUUUUGGGACCCCAAAACUGGAGCGCCUAGAUUUUACAGGAUGCACAAACUUAAUACAGGUCCAUCCAUCCAUUGGACAUCUUACAGAACUUGUUUUCUUAAGUCUGCAAAACUGCAGCAGUUUGGUCAACCUUGAUUUUGGUAGUGUAUCGAGAUUAAGUUCUUUGAGAGUUAUACGCCUUUCUGGUUGCACAAAACUUGAACAGACGCCUCAUGUUUCCGGGGCAUCAAAUCUUGAGUACCUUGAUAUGGAUGAAUGUACAACUUUAUCCAAAGUUCAUGAAUCCAUUGGGGAUUUGACAAAGCUUAAAUUCUUGAGUUUGAGAAACUGCACAAAUUUUGUUGGAUGGCCCGAUAGGAUUAUGAGGCUGGUAUCCCUUGUAACUCUAGACUUUUGUGGUUGCUCAAGUCUUACAAUUCUACCUACUGGUUAUAUGAAAUCUUUGAUUUCUCUAGAUUUAAGCUUUUGCAAUCUUCAUGAAGUACCAGAUAGUAUUGGAUGGUUAUUCACGUUAGAAAGACUAAAUCUACAAGGAAACAAAUUGCGUUCACUACCUAAUUGUUUCACUCUUCUUGCCAACCUAGCAUAUGUAAACUUAUCUCAUUGCCAUGAGAUUAGAACUAUUGAACUCGGCCAACUUCCAAAAAGUGCUUCUGGAGGAAAAUAUUUUAACAUAGCAGCGGGAUCUCGUGAUCAUAGGUCAGGAUUAUAUAUAUUUGACUGUCCUAAGUUCAUGGAUAAACCCAAAUAUCAUCAAUCCAUAGAAUAUUUGUGGUUACAAAGACUGCUUCUGAAUCCCCAGCAUUUUCGUGGUGGCUUUGACAUUGUUGUUCCUCUUGAUUGGGAUAAAACCGUUUCUCGAUCACGUAGUUGUAUUCCAAGAUGGUUCAAUCACCAUUUUAAUGGUGGUUCAAUAGUAAGGAUAGUAGAUUUUGAAGAGUUUGACAAGAAGUUUGGCUUUGCCUUCUGUGUGGAAUUUAAGGUAAAAAAAAAUUGUCCUGCUAGUUCGGGUUUGCCACAGGAUUCAUUUUCCUCAGCACUCCCACAUCCUUUAUAUCUUUCUUUUGAAAGUGAACACACAGAGGAACGCUUUGAUAUGCCGCUUAACUUGGAACUGCAUAAAAUUGAUGGCUCCAAAUAUCUUUGGGUAAUCUAUAUCUCUCAAGAGCACUGCCAUUUCUUAAAAACUGGAGCGCAUAUCACAUUUAAAGCCCGCCCAGGUUUGUCAAUAAAGAAAUGGGGAUUGCGCUUGGUAAUCAAGGAUCUAAAGAUAUUUCAUCCUCUCCCUUUGGAGUACUCAUCGGACACUGAUGUGCCCAAACUUGUCUUUGAUUAUGUACAAAAAACCAGCACGAAGUCUGGAACUAAAAUCCAACUUCCUUACAAUUGGUUGGUUACUGAAGAGGAAGAAGCUGAAAAUUCUGGAGUCAAGUCAAAAGAAUUUGAUCUUUCUAAUCUGGGCCUUUAGGUAUGCCAACUACAGUUAAAAUGCACAACACGUUCUGUGAGCCUUGAGGUGGAUGAAGACAUGAUAGGUACUGUGAUUCUAUGUUUGUGGAGGAUGAAUGUUGUUAUCUGUUGCAAUUUAGGAAUUUCUUCAACUUCGUAAGUGGGUUCGUAGUCUCAUGUUCAUGUUGGACAAAUUCAGAAUGGG